UGCGUGAGAGUGUGAUUGCCCGCACAGUCCACAAGCCUAUUUUGCGCUAGCGAUGGGCUAGUGAUGCGCUAGCGUUACUAGCCCCGUGCCAGCGAGAAGUCGAAUGACGCCAGCUCCGCACUCGCUCUUCCCCUCCUUUUCGAGCUGCUGAACGCCGUCCGGUGACCUUUCGGCUUACACGCUUUGACCAUCUUUCUUGCGGCAUUUUCAGCGGCGUCAGCGUUCUCCGAACCUUCUUACACUCUACACCCCUCUACCGGGCGAAAUGCAGCCCCGCCGAAGACUCGAGAUCCCACCAGUGAAGGCUGCCUGCCUAGCAUGCCGCGCUUCGAAGGCUCGCUGCAACGGUCAGAACCCAUGCAACCGAUGUAGUGUGAACGGUAGAUCUUGUGACUAUCUACCUAGUCGAAGAGGACGAGUGGUCCGAGCACCGGUGACACCGCCAUCGACAAGCAAUUCAUCAGGGUCGCCCACAAGCGUAGAAGGCUUGACCGGCGGUGGUUCGAACAAAAGACCAAAGAUAUCCUCCGGCCCGCAAGGGUCGUUGCAUCAACCCAACGAAAAUGGCUCGAUAGGUCUCCGGCUUCACAGAAGCAACCAAGCAAUCCUCGAUGCCUAUUAUUUGUUGAUACAUCCUUGCUAUCCGGUCCUGCCUCCCCCAGUUGCGACUCUUCUAGAUAAGCAGCAAGCUCAGUCUGCAAAGGAGGGCGACGUCUUUUACCCAGAGUCGCCCCUGCUCCAUGCUAUUGCUGCACUUGUCGCUCUGGUACCGAGGAGAGUUGAACAUGAUCAUGCAGCAGUUCAGGCACGGGCAGCACGCCAUGACUACGCUGAGCACUGCUCUGAAUUGGCUUUGAGAGGUAUCGACCGUGAUAUGGAUGCGUCCGGACCACUGACUCGAAGCCGUUUUCACCAAGAUGUACCUGUCCGCUUUGAAAGUACAAUUGCAAGUUUUCUCGUCGCCGUGUACGAGUACAACUAUCGCGGGAGCAUGAUGAGAGCGCGCACUCGGAUGGCUUCCGUCAUCACGAUGGCCAUGGAUCUGGGACUGCACGACCUUGGCCUUGAAAGCACAACGGACUGUGAAUGCAAACAGAGGACUUGGUCCAUGAUACUCUUCUUCGCAAAGAAGCUAUCAAUUAUCCAUCAUCUGCCGCCGCUGAUGGCAAUCGGUGAUCCAAGGUUCAAGACACCUUCACCAACUCUGAACGUCAUUCCAGAACCCUGGGGACCCAUAUUAGGGGCACAAGACAUACUUCUCACCUCUCAAGCACGGCCUCCAACCUCCAAAGACCUGGAGAUACUCGAUCUGACCGUGUCUUCAUACAUACAAGAUCUAGAUCGUCCACUUACUGGUCGAGAGCCUAACGACGCUGAAGGACUAGCAGCUCACAACUGGUGGGCGGUCGCUCGUAUCGUCGUACACAGUGCGCGGAUAAAACUGCACCGACUUUCAGCGUUCGCUGAUAUACCAGCGUUCGUGAACAAGCACUGCGACAUGACUGCACUGCAUGACGCGAAAUACUUCCCUAUGCCUAGCACGAACUGUCAUGAGCUUCCUUCUCCGGAGUCACUAGCAGACAGUCCGAAGGCUGAUGAGUGGCCAGCCGCUGAAGCUACUGGUCCGUUCAGCGCACAAGGUUCAGCUGACAUCUGCCUGAAGUCUGCAUUCGUUGUACUACGGAUGUUCCGAUAUUUGACAGAAGUUCUGGUGGACAGGCAAUUACAACUGCCUGGACUGCACGACGUUAACGAAGAUGAAAGACGAGCGAUCGGGCCCUCAGUACCGAUCACAAUGCCGCUUAUGGCGUGCAGCGCAAUGCAAGCAUGCUAUGUCAUGGUCAUGACUUUGUACAGGGUCAAGUUCACGCUGGUAACUAAUCGAACAUUUGGAGAGGAUUCAAGCGUGCACUCCGACCCAAAUUUCCAGGAUACCGAGCGCUUAGUUGAGGAGCUGAGGCACGGUGUAAAGGACACUCUACACAUGCUGGAGAAGUACCAAACUGAGUUCGCGCAUAUCAAGGCUAUGUACGAGGAGCUUAAAAUGGUCUACCAGGUCGCGUUCGUUGACGUCUGAGUUGGUGGCUCGAAUCAUACUCCUGCAUAAGGAGAGACAGCCUCGCCGCGAAAUCGGCGUUCAAAAUCUCGAACACCGAAGUGGGGCGACUACAGCCC
Macroventuria anomochaeta is the source of this 2175-nucleotide messenger RNA. RefSeq lists its product as uncharacterized. Gene Ontology annotation, biological process: regulation of DNA-templated transcription. Lineage: Eukaryota; Fungi; Ascomycota; Dothideomycetes; Pleosporales; Didymellaceae. The transcript has 8 exons. The record is from RefSeq and is a predicted model, not a curated record. Bases 266 to 2077 code for a protein of 603 amino acids. Gene Ontology annotation, molecular function: DNA-binding transcription factor activity, RNA polymerase II-specific; zinc ion binding.